AUGUCGGGCGCGACGAACGAGAAGUCGGGCCCUGCCAGCAACCUCACGGCGAGGACCCCGGGAAACCGGGUCGGUCUCCGAAGUGCUUCCGAGCUGUGGGCGGGAUUCUUAACUGGCGCCGUCCGCGACACCGCGUCCGCAAAGACAUAUCUUAUCAAGAAGAAUUAUAUCCUAGAGACAGAAAGAAUCACCCUCGGAAAGUUAGCGGAUGCCUUAAUGGCCACCACAAAAGAGACUGCGGGAAAAACCUGGAAGGAAUCCGUGCAAGCAGUAGCCUUUCUCCUACGAGACGAGGAAGUAUCAGGAGUGACCGACUACUUAUGCACUGCUGUAGAACAACGGAUCGAGAGCCUGGAGCAAGCGACACUCACGAAGAUCGAUGCGCUCGUAACAAAGGUAACAUCACAAACAGUUGCUUCUACUGAUUCUGCAGGAACGGCUACCUACCGUAAUGCACUCCUGCGACCUGGAACCAACUACGUCACACCAACGGUAACACCAGUGAUAGCGCGGGCCACGGCACAAGCCAAGAUACGAGCACGACAGAUCCUUAUCGAUAUCGCUGACCCAGUGGCACGAACUGACAUCCUUAAGCUCGCUGACAAGGUCUUAUUCGAUAAGGCAAACAACAUCAUCCGCGAAUUCUGGCCUGACAAGCAAGGGCUGUGUGAUAUCACGGCCGCCUCAAAGCUAUCUACGGGCGGUAUCCUAUAUGAGAACUCGGACACCUUCGAGGAGCAGUACCACCCGACAGCGGUGGUGAAGGAUCGACAACCAUGCGCUGUCCUCACCGAAUUCGUGCCAAUCCAGUUUGACCCUGACCGCUCCGAAGACCUACGAGAAAUUGAAGAAGUCAACGAGUACUAG
Gloeophyllum trabeum ATCC 11539 is the source of this 867-nucleotide messenger RNA. RefSeq lists its product as uncharacterized. The coding region runs from base 1 to 867 and encodes 288 amino acids. The record is from RefSeq and is a predicted model, not a curated record. The transcript has 2 exons. NCBI's taxonomy places the organism in Eukaryota, Fungi, Basidiomycota, Agaricomycetes, Gloeophyllales, Gloeophyllaceae.